AUGAGACAUUCUCCCUCUCCUUCCCUACCAUCCCCGCAAAGACGGAGUCCACCUCUACCCGAGAGAUCUCACUCUCCCCCUCAAACCUUUCGCCCCACCUCUCCCCACCAUCCCUCUUCUCCUUCCUCAUCACGUACCGCCAAUCGCAACCUCCACACUAGGUCUUCUACUCGUAGGCUGAGAGGGGGCGCAGGGGGUCAAAGUCACGUGCCCAUGGGAACUGUUAAACCCUCCCCAGCUAACCCCUACUUACAGAGACGCAACAGACACGGGCCCCCUGUAACUCAGCAUGUGGCCCCAUUCAGGUCAUCGAUCCAUAGUGGCCCAGCAUCUCCUUCAGGACAAAUAGGGGGCAUAGCUGGAACUCCUGUGUUAUCAAGGACAGGCUCCCGGCCUACAGGGUUAAGGGAGUCGCAACGUAUUGGAACUCCCCAAGGAGGCUUCCGCAGGCCUGUGGGUAGGGGGCAGCCACUAGUCCGUAUGCCCAGAAACCAGCCCUCUCUUCAAUCUAGGCAAUCAUUCAGAGCACCUCCUCCAGUGCCUCCUGUCUCUCCACAGCCGUCUUUGAAACAAAGUGGCCCUCUUUCGCCCCAGCCUUCAGUACGCAGGCUGCAGAGUAGACCUCUAUCUCCACAACCAUUGCAGCCUCCAUCUCCUCUGCCCUCCCAUUCAACCUCUCCAAUGCAGCAUCUAUCUUACCCUCCCGCCCCUCACAGGGCAAUGAGUCCACACAGUCUAGGGCAAACAUCUUUUCGUGCUCCAGUAUCUCAGCCCAGUUUUCCUCCUGCCACUCUCCCAGUAUCGCAGAGUAUUGCCCAGUAUGACUACACAAUGCUGGAACGAGGCCCAACCUCAAUGCUUACCAAUGCUUUACCCACUGAUCAGUUUGUAGGUUCUCCUUUUGAUUCCGCUCCUCUUCCUUCCUCCAUUCCUUAUUCCCCCUCUGCUUACUCUUCUCAUUUACAGACACCAACCUCCCAACAAACACAGCAUGAAAUCCACCCUCAAAACCUUCCUCAAGCAUCACCCUCGUCACCUUAUCUAGGACACAUGUUCCAGAACCAGAAUCUUCAGAAUGCCAUCAAAACAACACCUUUACAGAGAAGCAUAUCGCCCUAUCAUGGUAGGCAGUGGGAGAUAUCAGGUCAGGUACAGGUGAAGCAAGAUGAGAGGCCAUAUGCCACUCUUGGUUUAUCCAAUGCUUUAAUGCAGAACUCUCGCUUGCGCAGUGCCUCCUACUCAUCUCCUCUACAACGCAAUGCCAACCUCUAUACAACUGUCUUUUCACCCCCUGAGGCAGAAGCCCCUUUCACUUCCUCUUUACCAUCCUCCCCACACCUGUCUUCUGCUGUACUUAACUCCCAGCUACGUAAUGCCUCCUUCGCCUCACCCCUUCAGCGACACCUCUCCCCCAUGCCUUCUGCCUCACCUGCUCCUCCUCCCACUAUACCUCAACAAGAGACUAUUAGAGGUACAUCCCCACUUUUUUCUGGUGGUCUCCGAACCUCCCAAAUCCAGGGCUCCAUGUUCAGAUUUCCAGGUGGAACUUUGACAAUGCCUCGGGGUCCUGUUGAGCCUCCUGUUACCAAUGAUGGUGGAGGUAUUGUUAGUGGUGGUGGGAGGUUGUCACCUAUGAUGCUUUCUAGUGCCCUUCAGAACCCAAGCCUACGUCAGGCCACCUAUCGACUCCCUGAUGGUUCAUUGAUCAACAGAACAGAACACGUUGAACCUUCCUCAGGUCAAUCACCACUCUCCUCCCCUAUGCUGUCCUCUGCCUUGCUCAAUCCCAGUGUGCGACAGGCAGCAUAUCGUUUGCCUGAUGGCACUCUUGCAACCAGGACAGAGCCCACUACCGCACUUUCCCCUUCCUCACCUAUGCUUUCCUCUGCACUUUUGAACUCUAGUGUGCGUAAAGCCACAUACCGUCUGCCAGAUGGAACUUUGGUUACAAGAAAUGAGCCAGCAUCUGAGCAUGUCACUCCUUCCUCUCCUAUGCUCUCCUCUGCUCUUCUCAAUUCUAAUGUUCGCAAGGCCUCCUAUCGAUUACCAGAUGGUUCAAUUCUGACACAUCAAGGAGAGGAGACACAGAAUGCUGAGAGCACAGUAUCAUCCCCUGGGCUGUCUAGUGCCCUGAUGAAUGCUAACCUGCGUAAGUCAAAAUUCCAGCUACCACAAGGAUCAUCCCUGUUUUCACAGAACCAACCUCAAGCUUCUUCUUCUGCCCCCUCUGGUCUUCUCCUUUCUGGGGCCAUGCUAAACACCAGUCUCCGGGAUGCCUCCUACAGACUCCCUAACACAUCACUUUUGAGGCAGCCUGGCUCUGCUGAUACCUCUGAGACACGCUCUCUUGACGUUUCUAAUGCUCUUCGCAACCAGAACAUUCGAUCUGCCACCUACCGUUUGCCAGAUGGAACUCUGAUGACCCAUGCUCAGCCUGCUUCUGCACCCCGAACACUGGACCUGUCUAAUGCUUUGUCAAAGAACCCAAACCUCCGUGAGGCAAAGUACCGUCUCCCCAAUGGUAAUAUCAUGACACGUCUUGGUGCACCUAGGACUCCAGAACCUCGCUCACUUAACCUCUCUGGUGCCCUGCAGAACCCUCAACUCCGGCAGGCCUCUUUUCGCCUCCCUUCCUCAUGUGCUGUAGUAUCACCGCAGGUCCAGGGAUCCAGCCUUGAACAGCACUGGGCACAGGGAUCCGGAGUUGAAGGCUUGGAAAUGCAGCAAGAUGUAGAUGUGUGGGGUGCAGAAAGGGUUCUACCACAUGGAACAGUGCAGAACCUCAAUAAGUGGUCUAUGUAUAGAGACGGGGAGCUGCUGGAGCCCCACAGCAUGAUGGAACGUGGACAUGUGGGGCAUGAACCAGGGGAAUGGAUUCCCAGCAGGGAGGGGGAACCACAGGGGCACUGGUUUGACAAGACACAAUAUGGGUGA
Molecule: messenger RNA, 2934 nt
Organism: Scophthalmus maximus (turbot)
Lineage: Eukaryota; Metazoa; Chordata; Actinopteri; Pleuronectiformes; Scophthalmidae
Product: mediator of DNA damage checkpoint protein 1-like
Exons: 2
Coding region: 1-2934 (977 amino acids)
Source: RefSeq, a predicted model, not a curated record